Diprion similis is the source of this 4155-nucleotide messenger RNA. RefSeq names its product fasciclin-2 (gene Fas2). Gene Ontology annotation, molecular function: cell adhesion molecule binding. NCBI's taxonomy places the organism in Eukaryota, Metazoa, Arthropoda, Insecta, Hymenoptera, Diprionidae. The record is from RefSeq and is a predicted model, not a curated record. The transcript has 10 exons. Bases 298 to 2940 code for a protein of 880 amino acids. Gene Ontology annotation, biological process: cell-cell adhesion. Gene Ontology annotation, cellular component: membrane; cell-cell junction.
CACAGUAUGAAAUCGUCCACCGUACAGCGACGACGCUUACAUGUCGAUUUGCGGGCGUGAUUAGAGAGCUCGGGAGAAAGAUAGACACAGACGGACAAACGUCCGAGGUUUGACCGCGUGUGUGAGAGUGAAUAACCGAUAAUUCGGGGCCGACUUUCAUCCUCGAUAAGAGACGCGCCUGAAAUACGCAUCGAAAACGUUACGACGUCGGUUGUUAUAAAUAAAUUUGAAUCUUCGAACGGAAAACCGAGAGGAAGAGGAACAUACCGCUCGCUGACCGGUUUUAAACUCCGGACAAUGGCGGCUCACGGGAGACAGGUGGCUGCUCUUUUGCUGUUGCUGCAACUUACAUCGUACGCAAAUGCCAACAAUCUGGAAAUAUUGCCGAAUAGCGAGCUUCUGAUCAAGCCCACCGGAUCCAGCGUCCUGUUGACAUGUAUACCCAACGUCACUGAACCCCAGCUGAUUAGCGACAUGAAAUGGUUGGACCACGAGAAUCGAGUGAUCGAACCGUUCAGAUUAGCCGUCAUGCCAAUCGAAAGCGCUAGUCGUGGAAUUUCGAAGCCGCCAAUGUACACGGAAAUUCGCCAGAACAAUGAACUUGCUCUUUUCUUCAAUUCUCUGCAAGAAGAACAAGAUGGUCGUUAUACCUGCAAGGCUAAUUACGCCAACACCGAGACUCUCUCCAGAAAUAUUACGAUCCAGACAAUUGUUGGAAUAACCUGGGUUGACGCCCCUCUAAACCAGUUUCCAAUACUGGGCGAAGACUUCGCGGUAAAGUGUCGCGUACGGGCGAAGCCAUCACCAAAGAUUGACUGGAUCUACAAGGAUAAUUUGAUCACGACGGACAAUCACUACAUAAUCGAUACGCACGAACUAAAGAUAAAGAACGUCCAAGAAUCGGACGAAGGCAUUUACACUUGCCGAGCUUCGGUCGCUAUCACCGGCGAUCUCGACUCGCGACUAAUCCGAGUCGAAGUGCACACUAGACCUGAGAUUCAGGAGAUGGAAUCGAUGGUAGAAAUAAUCGAAGGUGAGAACGCGAACAUUGCUUGCAAGGCGACGGGAAAGCCUCCGCCAAAAUUCUCCUGGGUCCAGUCUUUGACGCAGCUGAACAUGGCGACGGCGGACAGGUUCGGGGUUGACGAGGACACGGGAGUAAUGAUGAUAACCAACGCGAAUCGCAACGAUGCCGGGGAAUAUCAGUGCAAGGCGAAGAACGCAGCCGGUGAGGCGACCAAUGUAAUCCAGAUAAAGGUAAUCGUCAAGCCCAAGAUCAUGGAGUACCUUAACGUGACCGAAGCUAUCAACAAGAAGGCGGUGAUGACCUGCAAAGCCUUCGGCCGACCUCCGCCUCUGGUCACCUUCAGAAAACACACGUCGGACAAGGAGUUCGUCAUUGGUAGGCAGCUGGACAACGACAGGAUCCUUCUUGAGAACACGUUUGACAAUUCGUCAUGGGUCACAACCGGUCAGCUGACGAUAGACGUCCUUCGCCGAUCCGAUGAUGGACUCUACGAGUGCAAGGCUCACAACAAGGGCGGUGACGCUUGGAAAAACGGACACAUCACUGUUGAGUUUCCACCCAAUUUUGAGUCGAUGACCACCAACAUUGUAAUGUCCUGGAACGAGCGCCCGGUAAACCUUACCUGUAUCGCCAAUAGCAUACCAAACGCUACCAUUCGAUGGGAGUUCAGGGGUCGCGAUAUCAGCAACGACCAGAGGUUUAAGCUAGUCGAUAACGGCCCGCGAUCCGUCCUUAAUGUUGAUACCCGCGACAGUAGGUAUUACGGCGAAUACAAGUGCAUUGCCACAAAUGUACAUGGUACUGAGGAGUAUAUCUUCAGUCUCAAGGAAGGAAAGAAACCGGAUAAAUUCAUCAAGACUCGUAUAUCCGAGAUCACUGCUACCACGAUCAGCUUCGAACUCAUCCCACCAGUAACGGACCCUCACCUUCCCAUAAAAGCCAUCAGAGUCCAAUAUGUCGAGGCCAAUCACAGGUGGACAUCUGCGAAAAACAAGACUUGGGCUGUUGGUUCGCCCUACAUUCUUGAAGGUCUUACACCGGAAACAUCAUACAAUUUCCGAUUUAGCGCGACUAACGAAGUUGGUGACAGUAAUUGGAGUAACAAUCUUCCCGGUACGACACCCAGGCGAUCAGCCCCUCAAAAGCCCGAAAUCCAAAACUCCACGAAUGUCAACGCUCGUCAAGUGCAACUUAGGUGGAUAACACCGAUGGACAACGGGGAGCCGAUCGAUUAUUACGAGAUCCGAUACUGUCCGAUCGCUGGAGUCGGGGACAACUGGGAGGUACAGGACGCGAGCUGUAGACGCGAGGAAAUCAAAAGUGCCAUAAGGUCGGACUGCUGGCUGAAGAAUUUGCAACCAGACACCCGUUACAGAGCCGAAGUAAAAGCGCACAACGCCAUGGGAUACAGUCUGCCCGCCAGCACAGAGUUCAAAACGCUUCCAGACGUUAUCAAAGUGACGGAACAUGAAGGGCCCCUCAUCUCCAGUGCAGCAAUUAUCGGGAUCGUCAUUGCGGUUCUUUUUAUCCUGAUCAUCAUUAUCGACGUUAUCUGUUGCUGUGCGAAUAAAACAGGAAUCAUAUUUUACGUGUGUGAAAGGUCGAGAAGAAAGCCAGUCGAUGAUGACGAUGCAAAACUUGGAAGUUUGUACAGUUGGCGGUUUCCCGUGCCGUAUUGUGACCAAAAAAUGGCGAAUGUCGCCGGUGUAACAGCGAUGCCAGAUUCAGGCAGUGGGAAAAAUACGAUUAAAUUAGUAAAACAUACCGUUAUAGAGGAGAAAGAGCCUCUUAGGGAGGAAAAAAAGAUAACACCAAUCAUCGAUUCGGGUCUGCGACGAGAGACGUCUGUUAAUUUCAAUGGAAAGACAUCUGUCUCAAAAACUGGCUUAGUGGGUAAAGACUCAGCUGUCUAGAUAUUCUUCCGGCGUACUAGAUUGUGAAAUAUUUAAUAAUAAUAUUUUAUUUUAUUUCAUCAACUCUCUUGGAUUUUCUGUCAUUUUUUUUCGUUUUGACAAUUCCGACACAGUUCAAAUAUCACCAACAUAAAGACAAAAUUGAGUUAAGUUUAAGAAUAACAGAAUAGAUGCAAAAAUGAAUAAUUAUCAUGGAACUUGAAAGUGAAUUUUACCAACUGUAUCCUGACCGUGAAUGUUCAGCUGCACAAAUCAACUACGUUAAGCAUCAGCCAUCAACCAAGUCGAUUGAUCUAUUUGUAUAAACUUUUUACUCGAAACGUUUGAAGCAGUUUAAAUGUAGUUGAAGACUUGAACGCUGUCUAGAUAAUCUGUGUAACCCUUAUAAUCCCAAUCAAAGUUCUGUCUAUUCAAGCGUUCAGUUUUUCAACAGUGAACCUUGCCUUCUUGAAGAUGGAAUCAGAAUAAAAGAUAGCAAGAGGGAGAGACAAAAUAGCGAAAAAAGCAAACUGAUAACAUCAAUUUACAUAUUUGAGGAAGGAGAUUUCUUCGAAUACUUGUGAUUCUUUAUGUCCUGCAAUUACCUAUUUUAUUCACCCUAGACAAACAUGUCGAAAACUAAAAGAGAUACAAAAAACAGUUUUAUUUGAAACUUGAAACAUUCCAAAGAAGAAAGAUAAAUCCAAUAUGAAAAGAAUUUUGAAUUUUACCACUUCUGGAGUUUCUUAAGUAAUUUCCGUUUUUAAAAUUAAGAAGUGCCGAUAAAUUCAAGAAUGAUCAGAGUCUACGAAAAUCGGAGGAAAAAUGAUUAAAUAAUCGAUCUUAUUAGUCAAACGCAAUUAAUUGGAAAUUCUAUACAACAAUUUGUAGUCUAUGGCACUAGAUACGCUAGAAAAAAAUUCCCCGCACUGAAAAUAUAUGCGCAGGAGAUGUUUAAAAUGUAGCUAGUAAAGAAAUUCUUUUAAACAUUAUCUAUGCUCACAAUUUCAUCGCCAAGAUUUUUUUGUUUUUAUCAGACUAGUAGAAUGGAAUUUCGAACUUAUCACCAUUUAUAAAUAAAAUUUAUUUUCAAUCAUUUUUCACCUGAUUUUUGUGGACACUUGCCUCGAGCUGUGUAGUGUGAAAAAAAUGGCUGCUUUUGCAUCUGUCUUUAACUCUACCAUUGCUACUCAUAAUUAAAAUACUGGUUCCCUAUUGUAAGUUAGGAAUUACUUG